AUGUCAGCUGGAAAUGUCAUCUUGCAACCAGCCGUGUCAGCGGCUUGUCAGUGGGAGUUUUUGUCGAUCAACGAUUAAAACAUUACAAGAAAUUCGUUGAUUUAAAAUCAGUGCAUAACUAGUGAUUUAAGCGACGAGCACCAUGACGGACUCGAAGUACUUCACAACCACGAAGAAGGGCGAAAUCUUCGAGCUGAAAUCCGAACUCAACAAUGAUAAGAAAGAAAAGAAGAAAGAGGCAGUUAAGAAGGUAAUUGCCAGCAUGACAGUUGGCAAGGAUGUCUCAGCACUAUUUCCUGAUGUAGUCAACUGCAUGCAAACUGACAACUUGGAACUAAAGAAGUUGGUUUAUCUAUAUCUGAUGAAUUAUGCAAAAUCCCAACCUGAUAUGGCCAUCAUGGCUGUGAAUACUUUCGUGAAAGAUUGUGAAGAUCCCAAUCCGUUGAUCAGGGCACUUGCUGUUAGAACAAUGGGAUGCAUCAGAGUUGAUAAGAUCACUGAAUAUCUCUGUGAGCCACUUCGCAAAUGUCUUAAGGAUGAAGACCCUUAUGUUCGAAAAACUGCAGCUGUUUGUGUGGCAAAGCUGUAUGACAUAUCAUCUGGCUUGGUUGAGGAUCAAGGAUUCCUGGAGCAAUUGAAAGACUUACUCAGUGAUUCCAACCCAAUGGUGGUAGCUAAUGCUGUGGCAGCACUAAGUGAGAUCAAUGAGAACAGCCCAACAGGAGCACCUCUAGUUGAACUCAAUACCAACACCAUCAACAAGCUGCUGACUGCACUUAAUGAAUGCACUGAAUGGGGCCAGGUGUUUAUCCUUGACUCAUUGAGCAAUUACUCCCCGAAGGAUGAGCGUGAAGCGCAGAGCAUUUGCGAGCGUAUUACUCCUAGACUUGCGCACGCCAAUGCUGCUGUCGUACUUUCUGCCGUGAAGGUAUUAAUGAAAAUGAUGGAGAUGCUUGCCGGCGAUGCAGACUUCUGCGCCACGUUGGCAAAGAAACUCGCACCACCAUUGGUGACAUUGCUCAGCAGUGAACCAGAGGUACAAUACGUCGCGCUGCGCAACAUCAACCUCAUCGUCCAGAAGCGUCCGGACAUUCUCAAGCAUGAGAUGAAAGUAUUCUUUGUCAAAUACAACGAUCCCAUCUAUGUGAAACUCGAGAAGCUAGACAUUAUGAUUCGUCUGGCAUCUCAAGCAAACAUCGCGCAAGUACUCAGUGAGUUGAAGGAGUACGCCACCGAAGUCGACGUUGACUUUGUGCGCAAAGCAGUGCGUGCCAUUGGUCGAUGCGCCAUCAAGGUGGAACCGUCAGCGGAGAGGUGCGUCUCCACGCUACUGGAUCUCAUCCAGACGAAGGUCAACUACGUCGUGCAGGAGGCUAUCGUUGUCAUCAAGGAUAUAUUCAGGAAGUACCCGAACAAGUACGAGAGUAUUAUUAGCACGCUGUGUGAGAACCUUGAUACUUUGGAUGAACCGGAAGCGAAGGCUUCCAUGGUGUGGAUUAUUGGUGAAUACGCCGAGCGUAUUGAUAAUGCUGAUGAGCUGUUGGACUCGUUCCUGGAGGGAUUCACCGACGAGAAUGCUCAAGUGCAGCUGCAGCUGCUCACCGCUGUGGUGAAACUUUUCCUCAAGAGGCCGACGCACACGCAGUCGCUUGUCCAACACGUGCUUAGUCUCGCAACGCAGGACUCUGAUAAUCCUGACCUACGUGAUCGUGGUUUCAUCUACUGGCGUCUCUUGAGUACAGAUCCGGCUGGCAAAGAGGUGGUGCUUGCUGACAAACCUCUGAUUUCGGAGGAGACUGAUCUAUUAGAACCGACGUUGUUGGAUGAGCUCAUUUGUCACAUUGCUUCGUUGGCGAGUGUUUACCAUAAGCCACCGACCGCGUUUGUAGAGGGACGCAGUGCCGGCAUUCGCAAAACAUUACCGGUACGUCAGGGUUCCGCGGAUGAUAGCAGUGCUCAAGCGGAGGCGACUGUUAUUCCCAAUCAAGACAGUCUUAUUGGUGAUUUGCUUUCGAUGGAUAUUGGUGGUACUCCUGCCGCACCCUCUUCAGCUGCAGCACCUGCGCCCAGUAAUGUAGACCUACUUGGAGGAGGGCUUGAUAUUUUGUUGGGUGGAGGUGACUUGACAGGUUCUGCCCCUGCACCAGCACCAACCAAUUCCGGUCUACUUGGUGACAUUUUCGGCAUAACCACCGCGCCUACUAUGUAUACCCCACCGAAAUCCUGCUGGUUGCCUGCUGAGAAGGGCAAAGGUCUUGAGAUCUGGGGAACCUUUACAAGACGAGGCGGCGCACUGUAUAUGGAUAUGACACUCACCAACAAGGCGAUGCAAGCUAUGAGCGGCUUCGCAGUGCAAUUCAACAAGAACAGCUUUGGUCUGGCACCUGCUUCGCCCAUUACCGCUGGGCCACUCCCACCAGGCCAGAGUCUCGAACAUGCUCUACCGUUGAAUACUUCUGGACCGGUGCAGCGCAUGGAACCACUCACUAAUCUUCAAGUGGCGGUGAAGAACAACGUCGACGUAUUCUACUAUGCAUGUGCCGUUCCUAUUCAGAUUCUUUUUGCCGACGAUGGACAGCUGGAUAAACGCUUUUUCCUAACCACAUGGAAGGAUAUUCCUGCCGCCAAUGAAGUGCAGUACACCUUGAACGACGUCCGCGGCACCGCUGAUGUAGUUGCGGCGCGCAUGACCGCCAACAAUGUGUUUACCAUCGCAAAACGUAACGUCGAAGGUCAAGACAUGUUAUAUCAAAGUCUCAAGCUCACAAACAACAUUUGGGUCCUACUGGAGCUCAAAUUGCAGCCGGGAGUGCAGCAUGCUACGCUCAGUCUCAAGACAAAGAGCACUGAGGUGUCGGCGGCCAUCUUCCAGGCAUACGACCAGAUUAUUCGCAACGCUUAGAAAGUGUAAGUCAGUGUAGGUGUCUCACAUUCCCCUCGUAUUGUAUUUCUCUAUUAUCCAAGUGUAUCAAAAGUUAGGUUAUGCUCGUACUUGUAUAUGAGGAAAUUAUUUAAAGUGAUCGUUUUGUGUAUCGACACUUUCAAUGUUAUCGCUAUAUAGCUACAAAUUAUAAACGUAUCAUAAUAA
Molecule: messenger RNA, 3088 nt
Organism: Dalotia coriaria
Lineage: Eukaryota; Metazoa; Arthropoda; Insecta; Coleoptera; Staphylinidae
Gene: AP-1-2beta
Product: adaptor protein complex 1/2, beta subunit
Biological process (GO): vesicle-mediated transport; intracellular protein transport
Cellular component (GO): clathrin adaptor complex; membrane coat
Molecular function (GO): clathrin binding
Source: RefSeq, a predicted model, not a curated record